Molecule: messenger RNA, 4354 nt
Organism: Alexandromys fortis (reed vole)
Lineage: Eukaryota; Metazoa; Chordata; Mammalia; Rodentia; Cricetidae
Gene: Slc39a9
Product: solute carrier family 39 member 9
Exons: 6
Coding region: 1-726 (241 amino acids)
Biological process (GO): transmembrane transport; zinc ion transport
Cellular component (GO): membrane
Molecular function (GO): metal ion transmembrane transporter activity
Source: RefSeq, a predicted model, not a curated record
AUGGAUGAUUUUCUCUCCAUUAGUCUGCUGUCUUUGGCAAUGUUGGUGGGAUGUUACGUGGCUGGAAUCAUUCCUUUGGCUGUUAAUUUCUCAGAGGAGCGACUGAAGCUGGUGACUGUUUUGGGUGCUGGUCUUCUCUGUGGAACUGCACUGGCGGUUAUCGUGCCUGAAGGGGUGCAUGCACUUUAUGAAGAGGUUCUGGAGGAUCCAGAAACAGCAAGGCCUAGCAGUUCCAAAAUUACCACCACGCUGGGACUAGUUGUCCACGCUGCAGCGGAUGGUGUAGCUCUGGGAGCAGCAGCUUCUACUUCACAGACUAGCGUUCAGUUAAUUGUGUUUGUGGCGAUAAUGCUACACAAGGCUCCAGCAGCAUUUGGGCUGGUUUCCUUCCUGAUCCAUGCUGGCCUGGAGCGGAAUCGAAUUAGAAAGCACUUGCUGGUAUUUGCAUUGGCAGCACCAGCCAUGUCCAUGCUGACAUACUUAGGAUUAAGUAAGAGCAGCAAAGAAGCCCUUUCAGAGGUCAAUGCCACUGGAGUGGCCAUGCUGUUCUCUGCCGGGACAUUUCUUUAUGUUGCCACCGUUCACGUCCUCCCUGAAGUGGGUGGAAUGGGGCACAGCCACAAAGCUGACUCCACUGGAGGAAAAGGCCUCAGCCGCCUCGAGGUGGCCGCCCUGGUUCUGGGGUGCCUCAUUCCACUCAUCCUGUCAAUAGGACACCAGCAUUAACGUUCAGGUUCCAGCCUCAGUCCACGGCCAUUGCCAUCCAGGAAGAAGAGCAAGCGUGGGACGCUCCUCACUUCCUCAGUGUCUCGUCUCACCUUGCCCAUCUCCACCCGUGUUCCUAGAGUCCGAGGGAGAUGAGAGUCGAUCGUGGAGAAGUGGAACAGCUCGUAGCAGGAACAUUAUAAUCAGACAGAGACUUUGUGUUGUCUUUUAAAGGGACUUUGACAUAUUGAGUUUUGAUGUUUCUCUUAACCCUAUUCUCAGGGAAGAUGGAAUUUAGUUUUAAAGAAAAGUGGAGAACGUCAUACAAUGAAAUAGUAAUUAUGACAAUACAGUGUUCUGUAAUUAAGCUAAAGUUUUUCCCCUUAGUGUAGAGGCUCUACCACUUUCUCCGUUGGUUUUUAAUAUGGGUCUCACCGUCUCUGACUGGUGCUGUAGCGUCUGUGCCACACACCUUGAGAGAAGGCAACACUCACCCUCUUGAUGCUAAAGGUGAUGGCAAUUAAUUUGAGGUUAGAGUAAGGAAAAUAAGGGCAGAAGACACAAGCUGACUUGUACCUGAGAGCGAUGUCCAGCAACAGAUGUCUAGAGUCUUGAGCAUCUCCUUUGCACGUGCCUCUCUAAACAGAGCCUGCCCUGCCAGUAGAGCAGUGAAGGUGGGGCUGGCUUUUGAAGAGGGUCCGGUGUCUUACAGCAUUUUCCUGAAGUAGCCUUUGCAGGGUACCUGUCUGCAGCACAUUCUUCCCGAGGAGCCAGGAUCUGUUCAGGCACAGCUUUCCUUCAACAACAGUGUGAUCACAGUGAAUUAAGGGAUGUUAAAUUUUCCAGGAAUUUGGCUAGUAACUGACAUCUUUGUAGUAGCCUUUUAUAAAGUAACACUAUUACAAAGUAUGUUGUCCUUUUCUGCUAAAUCAGUGCUUCUCAACCUUCCUAAUACUAUGACCCUUUAAUGCAGUUCCCCAUGUUGUGCUGACCCCAACCAUAAAAUUAUUUUCAUUGCUACUUCAUAACUGUAAUUUUGCUACUGCUGUGAAUUGUAAUAUAGAUAUCUGAUAUGCAACCCCUGUGGGGGUCACAAACCCACAGGCUGAGAACUGCUGUCUUUUCUUUUAGCAGCCGGCAGUCCCUCUGGCUGAGUCCUUGUCCGCUGCUGGCCUCCAGCUCCUAUAAUCAUGUCCGUGUCCUCUCUCCCCGUGCUGUGCUCUUUCCUUCCCGCUACCUGUGUGCUGCUCAGCAGGACAACCACUUCUGAACCAUGAUGAUAAAGAACCCUAUUCUUCAUUUCCUUCAAAUGAGUUACCUUGGUGGCAAAUACCACUUUUUCAAGCCCUUAAAAAUGUCACCUCCUCAUGUGUGCGUUGACAUAUCACUAAUACUUUGAUAAUUUAAGCAGUGGAGACAGAGAAAGUAUUCAACAAACGAAGGUGAUUUUUCCAUGUUUGCCAAAAUCUGCCUAAACCCUGUUUUGUCAGAUAAGUGUAUAAUACUGUAUUAAUUUAUAUUUUCUCUAUCAUGUCAAAACACUUUACAUAAAGAGAGAGCCAAGACUAGUUUCUUCAGCGCAGUGGCUCCAGUCAUUUGUAUUUUUAGGACACUGCCAGCAUGCCUGUGGUUUCCCUUUUCUCUCCUAAACUGUCACUGGGGCAGCAGCUGUGGAAUUAAACUCGCAAGCCCUCUGCUGGCCACAGUGAAGAAAGUUAGCAGAAGUGCGGUUUUGUUUGGAGGCUGGUAGCCAUUGCAGCCCACGUGAGGUGACAGAAGGCGUGCAGUGUGGGAGCUGGGUGACUCCUGAUGAGGCACAAAAGGCUAACUUGGGAAAGGUCUGGGCUCAUCAAGACCUUCCAAAGUACAGUUAUCAUGAUUCUUUCUAGAAACUUUACUGUGUCAAGUAAAUAGCCAAUUUCUGUGUCUAGUUUGGUUUGAGUCGAAGUAACCUCUGUCAUCUUACUACAUGCAGUAGUCAGGGAUUGUUGCUCUGGCCAGAGCCUCUUUCACUCAGCAGUGCCUUGCCAUCUUGCUUCUAAGCUUGGCUAGAAUAUCUUGCUGGGUUGGGCCUUGGACUCUAGUAAGGACUGAACCAUCAAACUGCUAAAUUUGCCCCCCACCCCCGCCUCAGUGGUAAUGAGCCUUCCAAAGCUAGGGCCCUUUGCAGGCCCUGAGCUGCUGCCUGGGAACCGCUCAUCCCUUCCCUGGACAGCAGGCUCAAAUAGCCAUAGAACCUUAAUAGGGCUCCAAUGCAUUUUAGGCAGCAGGAACCAUGCCGUAGGGUAAGAGCCUCUGUCUAGGGAGGGAGAGGUUGCUCAUGGGCAGGCAGUGACCUCAGAGAGGUCACCUUGAUGUUCACUUUCCAACAUGUUUCUGUGGUUUUCCUCCUCAAAACUCCCUUCGGAGGUGUGGAUGCCUUAAUGCGAUAACACAUUUGAACACAUUGGUGAUGCUUCGGCUGCUGCCGUGAUUACCAGUGGAGUUAUGGGCUACCAAAGAAGUACUACAUAAAAAGCAUGGGCCAUCCUUCCUCAUAACCAAAGCAGUCUUAAUUACAAUUGGAGCCCCUUUCUCUGGGAGACACGGAUAUACUUCAGAUUCCAGGCAUGCUGCUAAAAGGCAACUAUAAGUUGAAAACACUGAUCCACUCCCCUCACUGGGUCCCUGGUGUCGUCAGUCUCCGUGUCAGCAGAGCAGCGGUGUUCCUGUUUGAUUCUGCUUUUCUGUCUGUGCUGUUGCCAGCGUGUGUCUUACAGGCAGACAGUCUGGCCUGGAAUACCAGCAGUUGGAACAGUACUGAGGCAGUGUGUCUCCCCAUUCCACCCUAGUCUUCAAAUUUCUCAAUUAAAGACAGCCAGGUCGGCCUGCUCUGGGGUUUUUGGAUUAUUAGAGAAAAGAAAAGGUGGAUUAUUAGAGAAAAGAAAAGGUGCCAUUUCUUGUAGAAAGGGGAAAAAGAUUAAAAAAAAUAAACAAAAACAAAAAAACAGUCUGUCCCUGACUGGUUCUCUUUUUCAAGGGUUAGAACUAGGACAGACACACCAGCGACAGAGUGUGUUAAGCCCUGAAACUCAUGGUAGUGAAGUUGUGAUCAUGGGAACUGUAUGCCAACAGCACAAACCAGAGCCCCAGACUGCUGCAGCCCAGGGCCACACCCUCGGCAGCUGCUCUACAAGAGAGGCUUGCAGCAGCAGGUUUCUGCACAGUACAGAUAGGCCUCGCCCCUGAAGACCACUGGUGGAGAUACUGUACAAUGACAACCUUUCUGUGCUCGAGACAUUGCAGCUCAGCUCGGGAGCCCCGCAGGUGUGUGGCUGCAGGGACAGGACUGGACUGGCAGACCACGUAGUGCUGCUUUAGAUGUGCUCAGUCCAGCACAGCUGCUGAACACAGACUGGCUUCGUCCGCUCUUUGUCUGGUGAUGUCUUCCUGUAGGCCGGGAGUCUGAGGGUGUGGUGACAUCACAGUUCUCCUGGUCUGGUGGCCUGAACAGUGAUUUGAGAUGUUCCCUUUUCUGGAUCCUUUGUACACAUAAACUCAUUCCAUGGAUGGCUGCCUUAUAAUUUUGUCUCUUUCCACUUUAAUUGUGAAUGGUUUCAAAAUUGCUGUUUUUUGAUUUGUUUUAUGAUAUUAAAUUUUUAUUAGUGCA